AUGGCGGAGAUUGUGGGAAUUGUUUCUGCCGGCGUUGGCAUUGCUUCUUUUGCUGCACAAGUUUUCGGCAGCAUCAAGACCUUGAAAGAUGUUUAUGAGUAUAAUCAAAAGAAAGCACCGGAAAAUCUCGAUAAAAUAGUUGACCGUCUUGAAUUUUUGAAAUUGGUGUUGGAAAAAUUGGAGCCAUAUGAGGGAAACCCAAUUGUUGACCGUGCACUACGCAGUUGUCAAUCAAUAUUCAGAAACGUGGAGGAAGCUUUGGAUGUGCUUUUGCAGAAGGUGAACAGGAAGUCACCUGGAAAGAAGGCCAACCGGAAGCCAGCCAAAUUUCAAGUUUCUGAAAAGAUUCGCGAACAGAUUGACGAAAUACGCUCCGAACUUGUAUGGGUGAUCAUGGCGCUGAAUUUGUCGAGCUCGAUCUGCUUGAUGCCGCCUUCAACACCCGAAAACGGGGUUCAGAGAGUUAUUGACCAUAGCAACUCCCUAAGUACUGUGGACAGCCCAGCUGACGAUAAAGCUGUCCAUCGUGCGAAUGCCAAUGACGUCUCAGCUCUCUCUUAUCCUCGAAGCCCUCCAAUCACUCAGCGGACAUCAUGCCGUUACUGGGGGUUCGAAUAUACGCCGAUGUCGAUCAUAUUUGGCAAGUGUGAUAAUAAAAGAUGCGACAUGAAAAAUGUUCGCUGGAGUUUUCGAUUGGCUUUUAACAAGCUCAGCAUUAAAUGGGCAUUUCUUAUUGACUUGGAAGUUAUCCUAGGGUUUGAAACCCUUUGGAAAUGUAAGAACCUAUAUAUCACACUCUCGGAAGCUCAAGAUCAGCUUCGGAUGCUGGAUAGAUCGCCAUCGCCCCUUCGACAUCACGUCAAUCCAGAUGGAAACAACUAUGUUCGGGAGCUUCUCUACCAUGGUCCUUGGUCUAAUCAGAAUGCUCAAUUUGCUCUGCUUUCCCUGCUUGUUAAAGAGUUAGAUCCGUUCUUCCUUGAAUACCUUGCUGCUAUUGCAAAAGAUGAUCCUGGAUUUGGAGGAUCAACAACCCUGCAAGACGCUGUUUUGUGUGGAUCCGAGGCGGCUGUAGACAAUUUGCUUUCAAGCGUGGAUAAUUUGGAGAAUCAUCGAAACUUCCUAGGCCAAACACCCUUGCAUCUUGCAGUUUCCAAUCCCCACAUUUUCGAAAUGAUUUUGGAUGCUGGACAUGAUAUGGAUGUUACAGACCGAUGGGGUAUUACACCCUUGAUGUAUGCGGCUGCCAUGGGAGUCAGUGACGUUGUGCAAUUGCUCAUCUCUAAAGGUGCAAACAUCACGACUCGCGCUACAGCUUACGAGAUGGACUUUAUGUACUAUGCGUCUGUACGUGAUCAAUGGGAUAUAAUCUUUGAGUCACUCAGCGCUAUUCAAUUAUACCGCGGUGAAGAAGUCUUCCAACCAUACGAGUGGAUGAUUCUUCUGAGGCAAAAAUACAACAAAAAAGUUGCAGAAGACCAGGAUCAGAGGAAAAGAGAGGAAUACUACAUGUACGUGAAUUCCUACUUUAUCGUUGAUCACCAAAAAGCAACCUACGAGCAGGUACUUGUCCCCGAAUCGGUCCAGUAUCAGCCGCACCUUGAAAUGUCCGAAUAUGCAUUCUGGCUUCAACAGGAAUAUUUGCGGAACCUCAAUGCGGAGAAUGGAAGUCUCAGGGAAGAAUGGUAUGAGAGACGAACUAGAUGGUUUGCCAAACUACUCCAUGUGAUGGGAGUUUCGAAGCAGAAAGUGAUACAAGCGAUGGAAGUGGUGCGCCUCAAAAGGACCAGGUCGGAAAAGAUCGAUGUAAAGGCCAUCAUUGACCAGUUUACAACUUCUAUGGAGGCAAGCUAG
Talaromyces amestolkiae is the source of this 1851-nucleotide messenger RNA. RefSeq lists its product as uncharacterized. Gene Ontology annotation, cellular component: ciliary inversin compartment. The record is from RefSeq and is a predicted model, not a curated record. Gene Ontology annotation, biological process: protein localization to ciliary inversin compartment. Bases 1 to 1851 code for a protein of 616 amino acids. Gene Ontology annotation, molecular function: protein binding. NCBI's taxonomy places the organism in Eukaryota, Fungi, Ascomycota, Eurotiomycetes, Eurotiales, Trichocomaceae. The transcript is spliced from 9 exons.